UUAUUAAUAUUCAAAAGUAGAUAUUUUAUAUUUCAAUAAUUUAUUGUAUAAAAGAAACUCAGUUAAAAGCCGCUCUUGAGUGAAAACUUUUCAAUAUAAGUUUAUUGAGUUUUUGUGAAAUACUAAGUAUAUUUACUGCAGCUCAUAUUCGGAUAUCAAGGAUGAUGCUUUUGAUGCUUGCAUUUGUAAUCCAUUUAAUUAACUGUCAAAAUCAGUACACUGAAACAAUAUCCUCUCUUGGAAGAACUCGCUUUGGUAAGCGUGACUACGAGACGAGAGAAUCCGAUUCCCCAUAUAACAUUCACCAAAAAACACCAUUCAAAACUUUCGGUUCACAAUACAAUCCUUCAUUUAGAGAACGUUUUAAUGGUGACCAACAAGAUUUUCAACGAUACUUGAAAAACUCACAUGCACAUCAAGCAAAACAAGUAAGAUCAUCAGAAAGAAAUGAUGAAGCGGAGAAACAUGAGAAACGUAUGUCAAGAGAUCGUGCUAUAAAAUACUUAGCGCAAAAAGAUAAUGAAAAGGUUGUUGAUGGAAUUCAAAAUUAUGAAAAUAGGGGAGCUAAUGUCGUACCAUUGUCUAGAUUUGGAAGAAACAUUGAUUUAAUAUCCAUCAAAAAAUAAUUUUUUUAAACAUUAACUAACUCAUUAGUAUUUUAUUAAAUAAUUUAUUUUUUAGAUAAAUAUUAAAUAUUAUCAGA
Molecule: messenger RNA, 703 nt
Organism: Hydra vulgaris (swiftwater hydra)
Lineage: Eukaryota; Metazoa; Cnidaria; Hydrozoa; Anthoathecata; Hydridae
Source: RefSeq, a predicted model, not a curated record